Myotis daubentonii (Daubenton's bat) is the source of this 805-nucleotide messenger RNA. It is a transcript of the gene PFN3, whose product is annotated as profilin 3. The record is from RefSeq and is a predicted model, not a curated record. Gene Ontology annotation, biological process: regulation of actin filament polymerization; actin cytoskeleton organization; positive regulation of actin filament bundle assembly. Gene Ontology annotation, molecular function: actin binding. Lineage: Eukaryota; Metazoa; Chordata; Mammalia; Chiroptera; Vespertilionidae. Gene Ontology annotation, cellular component: cytoplasm.
CCCUGACCAGGAAUCAAACCCUGACCUCCUGGUUCAUAGGUCAACGCUGGAGCACUGAGGCACGCCUGCGGGCGCACCUUUUUGUUUUUAAAUCCAUGUGCACUGUGCUUGAUGGGCCAUCCAAAUUGGUUUUCACGGAUUACUUCCACCCUCAUGCAAUCUCCUCCUUCAGGCUAUAUGUGAACUUCACCAGGUGACAGGUCCAACCCCGCCCCCAUUCUCCACCGCCAGCCUCAGCGUCAUAACCCCGCCCUCGCAUCCGUCACAGUGCCCCCAGCAUUUUAGGCGGGAGCAGCCCGGCAACCCUCCGAAGUGCAGGGCGAGGGACCAGGGCUGAGUCAGAAUGGGCGAGUGGAAAGCCUACAUCAGUGCGGUGCUGCAGGACCAGCGCAUCGACGACGUAGCCAUCGUGGGCCACUCGGACAAUCGCUGUGUGUGGGCAUCGCGGCCCGGGGGACUGCUGGCCGCCAUCUCGCCGCAGGAGGUGGGUGUGCUCACGGGGCAGGACCGGUGCACCUUCCUGCAGGCCGGCCUGAGCGUGGCGGGCCGCCGCUGCUGCGUCAUCAGAGACCACCUGCUGGCGGAGGGCGACGGCGUGCUGGACGCGCGCACCAAGGGGCUGGAUGGGCGCGCGGUCUGCGUGGGCCACACGCCGCGCGCUCUUCUCGUGCUCAUGGGCCGGCGGGGCGUGCACGGGGGCAUCCUCAACAAGAAGGUGCACGAGCUGAUCCACUGGCUGCGCACUCAGGGCACCUAGCAGAGCAGCCAGGUGGCCGCGGAGACAAAAUAAACUCAGACCUGGGAA